Ustilago hordei is the source of this 978-nucleotide messenger RNA. RefSeq lists its product as uncharacterized. Bases 1 to 978 code for a protein of 325 amino acids. The record is from RefSeq and is a predicted model, not a curated record. The transcript has a single exon. NCBI's taxonomy places the organism in Eukaryota, Fungi, Basidiomycota, Ustilaginomycetes, Ustilaginales, Ustilaginaceae.
AUGCUCUCCACAAAAAUCAUUGGGCUUUGCAUCACGGCGCUGGCGACAGUGCAAGUUCACGCUGUCAAUAAUGGAGAGCCAAGCGCACGAGUCCAGAUUCCUGAGAGAUUGCUCCUGCCUGUCGGCGAUCAAAAUCUCGCUAGGGAAGGAGUAUUUCAACCGGUUCCAUCUUGGCUUCGGUAUACACCGCAAUAUGAGUGGCCGACUGAUUUGCCUGCUGCCCAGCCUGGACCCGUGGGGGCCGGCGAAGCAAGAGCCAGCUCAAGCCGACAGCCUGAGGAAGACGAAGUAUCUAGUCAGCCCAGCCGAGUGCCAUCCAACCCCUCAUUGUCACUUGGAAAGAACUGGUUCAGUAUGCAGUCGUAUACCCUCGACAUGCCCGAGCUUCAAAGUUUUUAUCACGGCGACAACUUCGAGCCUGUCAACUUUGAGGAUUUGUACACGAAUGGUCGCGUUCAUACAUCGGGCGCAAUCUAUCGACCCGAUCCUCAAGUCCUGCGUGCAAUUCAAGGUCAAAUCUGGCCAGUGUUGAAAGUGGAGGGCCUCAUACAGAACAAAGUUUCUCCCAAAUACAAUCUUAAGCACGGUGAGUAUCUCUGGCCACCCUUCCAACCGGGACCCAGCGGUGUCACAAGUCUGGAUCUUCGGCCGAAACUGGCGGAGGAACUCCGCCUUCGUAUCACCAACCGAAUGAAACAGCACAAGCAAGACACGCCGAACAUGUAUCAGAUGCAAGUGAACGUGGGCAGAAACACGCAUCACGUUCUCAUGCUAACCGGUAGGAGCAACGAUUACUUCGAUGAGGAAGUGCAUCUUCCACAAUCAGAGCUUUGGCUCUUCUAUGAAAGUGGAAAAGUAAACGGAGAGCAAAAACCGAAGGUUGCUUUCUUGGGCGCUUCAUUCCUACCUUUGGGAGCAAAAGAUCUGCUGGUAGGAAAAAAAGUGGCCUGGAUUGCUAAAAUUGGACAUGCGGCCUAA